AUGCUCGUACUCGAGCGGAAACUCGAGCGAUACUGUUGCCCCUCUUGUCAUGGCGACCACUCCUUCCCAGAGCUUUGCCCGGGCGCUAUGUUCCCUGGCAAAGAGCGCAAGGUGCCAUCCCACACCAGAGCUCCUAGGAAAUCCCGGUUGCUGCAACGCAGGAAACCUGUCGUCAGUCCGCGUGAAAGUCUGAUGGGCUGUCCCUCCGUCGACAUCAUUGCACUCAGCCAGAAUACACCUGAUGUAAACAUUUUCCCAGUGGAACGGGACUCAGAGAUUGCGUCGGCACUACAGUACUACUUCGAGGUCUUCAAAUACCAGAUUCACCCUUACAAUACCGAUGCACCGAAGCAAUGGCAGCACACGGCCUUCUCAAACGACUUGAUCCAGACGGCGAUGUCGGAUCCGAUGUGGUUCUGCGCCAACGUUGCCUUCAGCGAAGGAAUGAAGGACCGCAUGAUGCAUGACACGUGCGAGAAAAGCGAAGUCGUUGCCAAAUACCAGUCCAAGGCAUUCAUGGACAUGCGAAAGCGACUGAUGACCGACCAGGACAACGACAUUCUCCUCCUCACCAUUACCGUCCUGAUGUCAAUCGACAUCCUCUUCGGUUCUACAGACUCUAUGAAGAUGCACGCUGAAGGCCUCGACCGUAUUAUCCAGCUUCGUGGCGGACUGGAGUCGAUCAACCAUCUACCGUACCUGAAACAGAAAGUCAUCGGGUUCCAGCAAUUCUGGCAUUCGAAACAGAUCGCAUACGCCACAGCGGAGACCGGCACCGCGAAAUAUCCGAAACAUCCUUUCCCUCCAGACCUCUGCAUCGCUACCUCGAAACUCCCCAAAGAGCUGGCUGAGUUGGCGCUCUCUGGCACCCUGAGUAUCGCUUUGAUCCGUCUCGUCGCUGAUGUCGCCGCCCUUCAAUCGAAAUUUGACCGAGAUGGCGAGAAGCGGCCAGAAGACCUUCACUACGCUACCUGGCUGGACAAGGACCGCGCCGCGCACUGGCUUCUCGGCUGCGUAAUUCGUGUGCGCAUUUCACCCAUCUAUCGAAACGGCGUCAAGUGGGAGAAGAAACACAGCAAGGUUCUCGUCGAAGCAGGCGCAUUGUCAUGGCGAGUCGGUAACACACUGUUGGAGAAGGCUUCAGAGCAUGUGACGCUGGACCGGGACUUUACGAUUAGGACGUGCAAGCAGUUCAUCUGGGACGAUGUGUUAACGGAGAAGCUGGAGGCCAAGUUUGACUUCGAGACGACUCCAAGCACGAGGAGAGCUAGUAGUGAGAAGAGUCCGAGUCCGUUGUGCUUGGCGUUGUCGGAACAGAGGAAGGAGAUAAGUCCGCCGGCGGAUGCGUUGGCGCUGUAG
This is a messenger RNA of Cyphellophora attinorum, 1359 nucleotides long. RefSeq lists its product as uncharacterized. The transcript has 3 exons. The record is from RefSeq and is a predicted model, not a curated record. NCBI's taxonomy places the organism in Eukaryota, Fungi, Ascomycota, Eurotiomycetes, Chaetothyriales, Cyphellophoraceae. Bases 1 to 1359 code for a protein of 452 amino acids.